Messenger RNA from Phytophthora sojae, 201 nucleotides. RefSeq lists its product as hypothetical. The annotation marks the transcript as partial. Lineage: Eukaryota; Oomycota; Peronosporomycetes; Peronosporales; Peronosporaceae. The transcript has a single exon. The record is from RefSeq and is a predicted model, not a curated record.
AUUCCGUUGGAGGUCCGGCAGGCUCUGCCAAAACAAGGCAACCAGCAGAUUUGCCUGAGGUUUCUGUCUGCUCAAGGCUGCCGGGGGAAGAACGGUAGCUGUGUUAUCAAACAUCUUUGCCACUUCAAGCCUGCCAGUUUGCCCGAAAUUGUGCGCGACUUCCUUACUCAGAAUUAUGGAGGCCUUUCUGCAGAUAUGCAG